AUGUCGCUCGCUCAGCAUGUCACCCAGGCCGAAGGCUUCGACUACGAGCGUCCUCCACAACAGGUCGAUGGCAAUGACAACGACGAGGCUGUCCCCGGCACAGGUCAGCCCGGAACGACCGAGAUCAGCCAUGAGGAUCCUCAAUGGCGUCAAUUGAACUUUGCGCCAGUUGAAACCGUUCACGCCGAGAAGCCUCUCGCAGCGUACAAGGUCUCGAACGCAAAGAGAUGGGUGCAAGUAGUUACCGGAAUAGUGGCCUGUUGGCUGGCUGCAGGCAUCGUCUUUGGGUUCGCCGCUCUAAAGCCGGUUCUCGUCUCGGAAGGGGUCUACAGCGACCUGUGCGAUGCCAAUGACCCGAGCUCGGUCGAAGACGGCGAGUACAUACCUUGCAUCGAACAAGACCUGCGCCUGAACCUGUUCUUCAUCGCCGCGUCCGUCACCACCAACGUUUCCUCUCUGCUGGCUGGCUCCGUCCUCGAUCGCUAUGGCAGGCGGGUAUGCUGGAUUGUGUCGUCCAUCUGCCUCAUUGUCGGCUGCGUUCUGAUGGCUGCCUCGCACAACUUCACCAGCUUUGACGGCUACUUCCUUGGAAACAUCUUCCUGGCGUUGGGCGGCACCUUUGUGUUUGUUUCCAGCUUCCAGCUCGCCAACGCCUUUCCCAAGUACAGCGGACUCAUCAUCGCACUGGUCACGGGCGCAUUCGACGCGUCCGCCGCCGUCUUUCUCAUCUAUCGGAUGGUCUACGAAGCGACGGACGGCAAACUCUCACUCGAGAAGUUCUUCUAUGCGUACAUCUCCAUUCCCGUUCUGAUCCUCAUCGCAGAGGUCAUGUACAUGCCGGUCCGCUCUUAUCACACCAUGCCUCAGCUAGAACAGAAGAUCGAAAAGGCCCAGGACGAGUCGCGUGACGUUCACGAAUCGGACGAGGAGAUUGAUGAUGCCAGGCAGCUUCGCAAGGUACGAAGCGCUCGCGCCGACCGCCGGUUGUCCAAGCUAGACCAGAUCGAAGAGGUUGCCGGUGACGCCGAGCAACGUGAGGAGCGCGUCAAAAUCAGCGAAGAGCGCCAGGAAGCGAGCGGCGUAUGGGGCGUCCUCCACGGUGUUCCUGCUCAUCGGCAGAUCCAGAGUCCAUGGUUCACUCUCAUUCUGGCUCUUACUAUCGUCCAGAUGCUGAGGAUGAACUAUUUCAUUGCAACGAUCCGGGCCCAGUACCGGUACAUGCUGGGCUCGGAGGCCGAGGCCGAUGCUAUCAACCGAUUCUUCGACGCUGCUCUGCCGAUUGGCGGCCUGGUGUCGACUCCAUUCAUUGGCAUACUGCUCAACAAUCUCAGCGUUCCCACAACGUUCGGCGUCUUGACUGUCCUGAUUGUUGCCAUUGGUGUUUUCAAUUGUCUGCCUUUUGGCUGGGCUGGAUACACCACUGUCAUCCUCUUUGUCAUCUUCAGGCCUCUCUACUAUUCCGCCAUCUCGGAUUAUGCAACGAAAGUCUUUGGGUUUGCGACUUUUGGACGGAUAUACGGCACUAUAGUUUGUGUGUCCGGCAUAAUCAAUUUCGCACAGUCCGGCCUCGAUGCUCUUACUCACGGUCCUUUACAUGGCGACCCAACACCAGUCAACGUCACACUCGGAUGUGCAGGUGCCAUAGUUGGAGUCGCCCUCACGGUGUUUGUUUCCAUCAAGGGCCGCAUAUUUGUGAAGGAGGAGAAGCCCGCAUUGGACGCCGUGGAAGAAAGGCAGAGACUCCUAUCGUCCGCAGAAGGAGACUAUGGCAGUCGAGAGUAA
Molecule: messenger RNA, 1782 nt
Organism: Colletotrichum higginsianum IMI 349063
Lineage: Eukaryota; Fungi; Ascomycota; Sordariomycetes; Glomerellales; Glomerellaceae
Product: Major facilitator superfamily transporter
Exons: 3
Coding region: 1-1782 (593 amino acids)
Biological process (GO): transmembrane transport
Cellular component (GO): fungal-type vacuole membrane
Molecular function (GO): transmembrane transporter activity
Source: RefSeq, a predicted model, not a curated record